AUGCAGAGGUCGCCCCUGGAAAAGGCCAGCGUCCUCUCCAAACUUUUCUUCAGCUGGACCAGACCAAUUUUGAUAAAAGGCUAUAGACAACGCCUGGAAUUAUCAGACAUAUACCAAGUCCCUUCUACUGAUUCUGCUGAUCAUCUGUCUGAAAAAUUGGAAAGAGAAUGGGACAGAGAGCUGGCAUCAAAGAAGAACCCCAAACUUAUUAAUGCCCUUCGGCGAUGCUUUUUCUGGAGAUUUGCGUUCUAUGGAAUCUUAUUAUAUUUAGGGGAAGUCACCAAAGCGGUCCAGCCUCUCUUACUUGGAAGAAUCAUAGCUUCCUAUGAUCCAGAUAACAAGCAGGAACGCUCCAUUGCAAUCUACCUAGCCAUUGGCUUAUGCCUUCUCUUUAUCAUGAGGCCGCUGCUCCUGCACCCAGCCAUUUUUGGCCUUCAUCACAUUGGAAUGCAGAUCAGAAUAGCUAUGUUUAGUUUGAUUUAUAAGAAGACUUUAAAGCUGUCAAGCCGUGUUCUGGAUAAAAUAAGUAUUGGACAACUUGUUAGUCUCCUUUCCAACAACCUGAACAAAUUCGAUGAAGGACUUGCACUGGCGCAUUUCGUGUGGAUUGCUCCUCUACAAGUGACGCUCCUGAUGGGGCUGCUCUGGGAUUUGUUACAAGCCUCUGCCUUCUGUGGUCUUGCUUUCCUCAUAGUCCUCGCCCUUGUCCAAGCUGGUUUGGGAAGAAUGAUAAUGAAGUACAGAGAUCAGAGAGCUGGAAAGAUCAAUGAAAGACUCGUGAUCACCUCAGAAGUGAUUGAAAAUAUCCAAUCUGUUAAGGCAUACUGCUGGGAGGAAGCAAUGGAAAAAAUAAUUGAAAACAUAAGACAAACAGAGCUGAAACUGACCCGGAAGGCAGCCCAUGUGAGAUACUUCAAUAGCUCAGCCUUCUUCUUCUCAGGGUUCUUUGUGGUGUCUUUAUCUGUGCUUCCCUAUGCACUGAUCAAAACAAUCAUCCUUCGCAAAAUAUUCACAACCAUCUCAUUCUGCAUCGUUUUGCGCAUGGCAGUCACUCGGCAAUUUCCCUGGGCUGUACAAACAUGGUAUGACUCUCUUGGAGCAAUAAACAAAAUACAGGAUUUCUUACAAAAGCAAGAGUAUAAGACGUUGGAAUAUAACUUAACAACUACGGAAGUAAUGAUGGAGAAUGUAACAGCCUUCUGGGAGGAGGGAUUUGGGGAAUUACUUGAGAAAGCAAAAGAAAACAGUAAUGACAGAAAAAUUUCCAAUGGGGACAACAGCCUCUUCUUCAGCAACUUCUCACUUCUUGGUACUCCUGUCCUAAAAGACAUCAAUUUCAAGAUAGAAAGAGGACAGUUGUUGGCGGUUGCUGGAUCUACUGGAGCAGGCAAGACUUCACUCCUAAUGAUGAUUAUGGGAGAACUGGAGCCUUCAGAGGGUAAAAUUAAGCACAGUGGAAGAAUUUCAUUCUGCUCUCAGUUUUCUUGGAUUAUGCCUGGCACCAUUAAAGAAAACAUCAUCUUUGGUGUUUCCUAUGAUGAGUAUAGAUAUAGGAGUGUCAUCAAAGCAUGCCAACUAGAGGAGGACAUUUCCAAGUUUGCAGAGAAGGACAACAUCGUUCUUGGAGAAGGUGGCGUCACGCUGAGCGGAGGGCAAAGAGCAAGAAUUUCCCUAGCAAGAGCAGUAUAUAAAGAUGCUGAUUUAUAUCUCUUAGACUCUCCUUUUGGAUACCUGGAUGUUUUAACAGAAAAAGAAAUAUUUGAAAGCUGUGUCUGUAAAUUGAUGGCUAACAAAACUAGGAUCUUGGUCACUUCUAAAAUGGAACAUUUAAAGAAAGCUGACAAAGUCUUAAUUUUACAUGAAGGUAGCUGCUAUUUUUAUGGGACAUUUUCUGAAUUACAAAGUCUCCGGCCCGACUUCAGCUCGAAGCUCAUGGGCUAUGAUUCUUUUGACCAGUUCAGUCCAGAAAGAAGAAACUCCAUCAUCACUGAGACUUUACGGCGUUUCUCCUUAGAAGGAGAUGCGGCCGUGCCCUGGAAUGAAACAAAAAAGCAAUCUUUUAAACAGACUGGAGAGUUUGGUGAAAAAAGGAAGAACUCUAUUCUUAAUCCAAUCAACUCCAUAAGAAAAUUUUCAAUUGUACAAAAGACCCCGUUACCCAUGAAUGGCAUCGAAGGAGAGUCUGAGGUGCCAGUAGAGCGAAGGCUGUCCUUAUUUCCCGACUGUGAGCAAGGAGAGGCCAUCCUGCCUCGGAGCAACAUGAUCAACACUGGCCCCACGCUCCGGAGACAACGAAGACAGUCUGUUCUGAACCUGAUGACGCGCUCCUCCGUGAACCAAGGUCAGAGCAUUCACCGAAGGACAACAGCAUCCACGCGAAAAAUGUCACUGGCCCCUCAGGCAAAUCUAACUGAAAUGGAUAUAUAUUCCAGACGGUUAUCUCAAGACAGUGGCUUGGAAAUAAGUGAAGAAAUUAAUGAAGAGGAUUUAAAGGAGUGCUUUUUUGAUGAUGUCGAGAGCAUACCACCAGUGACUACAUGGAACACAUACCUUCGAUAUAUUACUGUCCACAAGAACUUAAUUUUUGUGCUAAUUUGGUGCUUAGUUAUUUUUCUGGCUGAGGUGGCUGUUUCAUUGGUUGUAUUGUGGAUACUUAGAAACUCGUCUUCUCAAGACAAAGGGAAUAGCACUCAGAGCGUAAACAGCAGUUAUGCAGUGAUCUUCACCAGUACCAGCGCAUAUUAUAUUUUCUACAUUUAUGUGGGAGUAGCUGAUACUUUGCUUGCUCUGGGACUCUUCAGAGGUUUACCACUGGUGCAUACUCUAAUCACAGUGUCGAAAAUUUUACACCACAAAAUGUUACAUUCUGUUCUUCAAGCACCUAUGUCAACCCUCAACACACUGAAAGCAGGUGGGAUUCUUAAUAGAUUCUCCAAAGAUAUAGCGAUUUUGGAUGAUCUUCUGCCCCUUACCAUAUUUGACUUCAUCCAGUUGUUAUUAAUUGUGAUCGGAGCUGUGGCGGUGGUGUCAGUUUUACAGCCCUACAUCUUCCUAGCGACAGUGCCAGUGAUAGCGGCCUUUAUUAUCCUGCGGGCCUACUUCCUCCACACCUCACAGCAACUCAAGCAACUGGAAUCUGAAGGCAGGAGUCCAAUUUUCACUCAUCUUCUUACAAGUUUAAAAGGACUGUGGACACUUCGGGCCUUUGGACGCCAGCCUUACUUUGAGACUUUGUUUCACAAAGCUCUGAACUUACAUACUGCCAACUGGUUCUUGUACCUGUCAACGCUGCGCUGGUUCCAAAUGAGAAUGGAAAUUAUUUUUGUCAUAUUCUUCAUUGCUGUUACCUUCAUCUCCAUUUUAACAACAGGUGAAGGAGAAGGAACAGUUGGUAUUAUUCUAACAUUAGCCAUGAAUAUCAUGGGUACGUUGCAGUGGGCUGUAAACUCCAGCAUAGAGGUGGACAGCUUGAUGCGAUCGGUGAGCCGAGUCUUCAAGUUUAUUGACAUGCCUACAGAAGAAAGUAAACCACCUACCAAGUCAUUCAAACCAUCCAAGGAUGCCCAACUCUCAAAAGUUACGAUUACUGAGAAUCGGCAUGUGAGGGAAGAUGAUAUCUGGCCCUCAGGGGGCCAAAUGACUGUCAAAGACCUCACAGCAAAGUAUAUAGAUGGUGGGAAUGCCAUAUUAGAGAACAUUUCCUUCUCAAUAAGUCCUGGCCAGAGGGUGGGCCUCUUGGGAAGAACUGGAUCAGGGAAAAGUACUUUGUUAUCUGCUCUUUUGAGACUGGUGAACACUGAGGGAGAAAUCCAAAUAGAUGGCGUGUCUUGGGACUCAAUCCCUUUGCAAGAAUGGAGGAGAGCCUUUGGGGUGAUCCCACAGAAAGUAUUUAUAUUCUCUGGAACAUUUAGAAAAAACUUGGAUCCCUAUGGACAGUGGAAUGAUCAAGAAAUAUGGAAAGUUGCGGAUGAGGUUGGACUCAGAUCUGUGAUAGAGCAGUUUCCUGGGAAGCUCGAUUUCGUCCUGGUGGAUGGGGGUUACGUCCUAAGCCAUGGCCACAAGCAGUUGAUGUGCUUGGCCAGAUCUGUCCUCAGGAAGGCGAAAAUCCUGCUGCUCGAUGAACCCAGUGCUCAUUUGGAUCCAAUAACAUACCAAAUCAUUCGAAGAACCCUAAAGCAAGCGUUUGCAGAUUGCACAGUGAUCCUCUCUGAACACAGGAUAGAAGCGAUGUUGGAAUGUCAACGAUUCUUGGUCAUCGAGGACAGCAGGCUGCGGCAGUUCGAGUCCAUCCAGAGGCUGCUGAGCGAGAGGAGCGCCUUCCGGCAGGCCAUCGGGCCCCCUGAGCGGCCCGGCCUCCUCCCGCACCGGCUCUCCAGCCGGCAGAGGUCCCCUUCCAGGAUCGCGGCCCUGAAGGAGGAGACGGAAGACGAGGUGCAGGACACAAGGCUUUAG
Molecule: messenger RNA, 4452 nt
Organism: Canis lupus familiaris (dog)
Lineage: Eukaryota; Metazoa; Chordata; Mammalia; Carnivora; Canidae
Gene: CFTR
Product: CF transmembrane conductance regulator
Biological process (GO): bicarbonate transport; chloride transmembrane transport
Cellular component (GO): apical plasma membrane; cytosol; plasma membrane
Molecular function (GO): chloride channel activity; ATP binding; ATP hydrolysis activity
Source: RefSeq, marked provisional